AUUUUUACAAAAUGUGAGUUCCAGGUUUAUCCACAGGUGCUGAUUUACUGUUUAUGGCUAAUAUCACUAAUUUGAAUAAGCCGAAAGACGCAUUUGAGCAACUAGAAGACGAGCACGGUGCUCGUCAAGGAUUUUGCCACAUUCGAAUCCAGCAACGUACUGGUCGUAAGACUAUCACCACCGUACAAGGUGUAGGCACUGAAUACGACCUGAAGAGAAUCGUUCGAUUCUUGAAGAAGAAGUACAGUUGUAAUGGAACGAUCGUAGAACACCCAGAGUAUGGGGAGGUAAUGCAGUUGAGUGGAGAUCAGCGACAACAAAUCAAAGACUUCCUUGUGAAUGUUGGUAUCGUGAAGGAGGAAAACUGCAAAGUGCAUGGUUUCUAAGCUAGACCGCCUUCAUUUACUGUGUCUUUUCUGGCUAUACAGUAUCCUGGCUUGACCCCGUGUAGAUUAUACCAAUCACCGUGUGACCUCUCGAACUGUUUGCUGUCUGUGUUUGCUUGUCAUCCAUCUGGUAUAAUUUGCAGUUUACCUGUACUGUAGUACAUUUUGAGUUGAUGAAUGUGAUGUGUCGCUGAUUGCUUCUCAUAAAGAUUGUGGCUUCGGGA
This is a messenger RNA of Cylicocyclus nassatus, 610 nucleotides long. Lineage: Eukaryota; Metazoa; Nematoda; Chromadorea; Rhabditida; Strongylidae. The record is from the annotation of a GenBank genome assembly.